This is a messenger RNA of Labrus bergylta (ballan wrasse), 4145 nucleotides long. It is a transcript of the gene wtip, whose product is annotated as WT1 interacting protein. Gene Ontology annotation, biological process: regulation of DNA-templated transcription; cytoskeleton organization; response to hypoxia. Gene Ontology annotation, molecular function: transcription corepressor activity. Gene Ontology annotation, cellular component: transcription regulator complex; adherens junction; P-body. NCBI's taxonomy places the organism in Eukaryota, Metazoa, Chordata, Actinopteri, Labriformes, Labridae. The record is from RefSeq and is a predicted model, not a curated record.
GUUGGUCGCAAUCAUUGUUUCUCUGCAGCAUUAACCACAUUCCUGAGGGGCGCAGCGCAUCCUGUCUCCAUCCCCGCAUUCCUUUGACGCGAACAAGUCCCCUGUGGAAAACGGCAUUUUAUUUAGAUUCUCAAACGCUUCGAGGGCUCGGACUCAAACACACAGGACAUUUAUGGCGUAUGCGAUUAUCCAACCUUACUUUGAUUUGCAGCAUAGUGACCGUAAGCGAAAACUAGAGGAAAAACCAACAAGGGGAAAUUCCUCCGCGCAGCGCGCCAUUGACUGUAAAGACCUUUCAACUUAACAAAAAAACUGAAGUUGACAAACGUAUCCCCUGUCGGCUGAAACUGUGAGAAAGAGUUUGUUUUUUCGGCGGAAGGGGGGAAAAGCAGAAGAAGAAGACGAUGUGGCUCACGGUGGAGCUUUCUGAGUACGUUGGUGGUUUUCUGUAAAUGAGAGAGAGAGAGAGAGAGGAGCUGUAGCGCGGCGUUUUUUUGUUUUGAUUUCCAUGUGAAAUGCAAUUAGUGCUCCGCGGUGCUCACUCUCAACUUGUUCCUCGCACAACAUGGAGCACUACCAGGAGGAUCUGGGACUCCGGGCCAGCACGUUAAUGGAGGACCUUUCCUUGUACGACGCGUAUAAAGACGGGAUGUACAACGCGAGGAGAGACUUGGUUAUAAACCCUGAUUUAGACUUUUCGGCUCCUUUAGCGGCGGAGCGUAAAAGUAAGCCGAUGAAUGGCACCUCUGUGCUCCACCAGCAGCAUCACACUGUGGAGAAUUUCACCACGGGGAAUAAAGUGUACACGGCGGCUCCGGUGCGACCUGUGAACUGCGCCCGGACCGUGCCCGUGGAUUUCUGCGCCCCUCAGAGAGACGCAGGUUACACCGAGGAGGGGGGCUGCUGCACCAAAUCCGAAGUGGCUCUACCUUGCUACACGGGCGCGUCGGAGAGGCACAGGAGGUACUCUCUGGAGGUGCAGGGCCACAGGUACAGCACCGGGUCCACCUUCGACGGGGUGCCUCUAAACAAACCGGGGGCGCCUCUGCCCGGCAACAGGUGCAACAGCGUCUGCAUCACCAGCAGCAGCCAUGACGGGAGAUACAACGCCACCAGCCCCCGGUCCAGCCUGGCGUCGUCCCUGUCCUCCCAGGAGCAGAGCAAGCACGCCAGCCCGAGGUCCAGCAUCAGCAGCCCGCGCACCAGUUUGGUUGUGCCGGGUCAGGACAGGUAUACAAGCCCCAGGUCGAGUUUGGUUCACUGCGAGGGCAACAGUGUCCUAAGUCCCAGAUCCAGCUAUGCAAGCACCGCAAGCGACACCAGUAAACACUCCAGCCCCCGGACCAGCCUCAACAGCUGCGACUGCUGCAGCAAGCCGAGCAGCAACCGGACCAGCGGCAUCAGCAUGGGCUACGACCAGAGGCACACAAGCCCCAGGUCCAGCACGGCCAGCCAGUACUCAUUCACCACCAGCCCGAGGUCAAGUUACUCUGACUCCAGGUACGGGGGCCCUGGGGGCAACCAUGACCUGGAGGGGGCGAUUUUGCACCCAGCGCCGAGUCCUCGUUCGAGCAUCUGCAGCCAAGAUGGUAGUAGCGCCAGACCGGGUACCUCUGCGAACUGCGUGGUCAGCCCCCGCUCCAGCAUCUCCAGCCACAGCUCCAGGAGUUCCCGCAGCUCCAGGGGGUCUAUGAGCACCUACCCGGACCUGCAGCAGCUGCCCUCGCCCAGGACGUCGAUGCUGGGAACCGGUUUGCACGAGGACACCUUGUUACAGGAGUUUGGAGACUCCAACGGGAUCCAGAACCGCCUCCAUCUGCAGGUUCUCUCGGCGGUGGCAGAGCCCCAGCAGCAGCAGUCGGCACAGACAGGAGGAGGGACUGCGGAGAUGACCGCUGCUGGGUCUCCCUUGUCGUUUAGCUAUGGGGUGUCUAAAGCGGCCACGUCAGGCCAGAGGUUCAAGAUACCUUACCAGGUGGUGACCCCCAGCAGGGAGAGCGGGCCGAGCCAAGCGGAGAGACGGCUGGAGGCCCUCACCCUGGAGCUGGAGAAGGAGUUAGAGAUGCACAUGAAAAAGGAGUACUUUGGUAUCUGUGUCAAAUGUGGGAAGGGAGUGUACGGAGCCAGCCAAGCCUGCCAGGCCAUGGGGAACCUGUAUCACACAAACUGCUUCACCUGCUGCUCCUGUGGGCGGAGGCUGCGAGGGAAAGCGUUCUACAACGUCAACGGGAAGGUUUACUGUGAGGAGGACUUUCUGUACUCCGGUUUCCAGCAGACAGCUGAGAAGUGUUUUGUGUGCGGUCACCUCAUCAUGGAGAUGAUCCUCCAGGCACUGGGGAAGUCGUACCAUCCUGGCUGUUUCCGCUGCGUGGUGUGUAAAGAGGGUCUAGAUGGUGUGCCUUUCACUGUGGACGUGGAGAACAACAUCUACUGUGUCAAAGACUAUCACACGGUUUUUGCUCCCAAGUGUGCCUCCUGUAACCAGCCCAUCCUUCCAGCCCAGGGCUCAGAAGAAACCAUCAGGGUCGUUUCUAUGGACAAGGACUACCAUGUGGAUUGUUACCACUGUGAGGACUGCGGUCUCCAGCUAAACGACGAAGAGGGACAUCGCUGCUAUCCACUGGAAGGCCACCUGCUCUGCCACGGCUGCCACAUCCACCGGCUCCAGGCGCAGGUCCCCGCCCACAUGCCCCCCAGCUACCCCCUACACGUCACAGAGCUGUGAGCGGGAGAGGAGGGUGGGCAGCAGCCGAGCCCAGCCUCUCUCAGGUGAUCUGAGACACCAGCGACAGAGGAGGAAAAAAGGUGUGGCCGUCUGAGCUGAACUAGCAGGCCGUGGACUAAUACACACUGUGCAGCUUCACCCGCAGGUCCUGCUGUCACAUGACAGGGCUGGGAACCCGCCCCCCCCUUCUCCUUCAUCUGUGGUCCUUUCCUCCCCCCCCCCCCUUCCCUUGGGGUGCCUAACCCUGAAAGCCAACACGCCGGCUCACCCAGAGGCCCCUGGUGACGUCACAUCGUCCUGACCCCCGCACAUUCAUCAAAGAGAGAGGGGUUUUUUUUGGGGAUCUGAAGACAGAACCGCAAACUCGUCUCUCUCUCUCUUUGCUCCUCUCUCUUCCUUUUCCUUGUUUUCCCAUUCCUGUGCUCCGACUGAAGCGGUCAAACCGUCUGAGAUCUCUGCUGAUGUUGACGUCAGGAAGGCCAAGGGAACGAGCCUCUCUACAUUCCAGUGCUGGCUGGACCGGACGGACCCUAGGGUGGGCAUGCUGUGCCUUCAGAGCGGGCUCUCUCCUUGCAGGUCCCUAACACUGAAAUGGAGUAUUGCAUUAAAGGUUAUGCAAAGGACACCCAGCAACAUGACCCCAGGGCUGUGAGAGAAACUAUUAACUGCACCACCCCGAUAAAACUGAUGCACCGUAGCAGCACGAGCCGAGAGGACCGACUGACAUUCCACUUAGGAGUCUUAGAGCAGACCUCGAGAGAUUCACAAGAAGUGUCUUAAUGAUGAUUAUACUAUGACAGAAAAAGGAACAUUUUAGAUGCACAUAGAUUGUCUUUUAUAUAUGAAUAUAUAUUUUGCAGAUGUUUUCCACAUAAGAUCAUAGAUGUAGAUUCUUGUUUUUUUUUUGUUUGUCUUGCAGUAGAUUCAGAGAUGAAGGAUGCUGCCUGUCAGCAGUCUGAAGCUUCUGAAGAUUUUUGGGUCUGUUGUAUCAUUACUCCUCCAGGACGCAAAGCCCCCCCCCCCCCCCAUGCCUGUCAGUGUGUCGCCCCCAUCAACAGGCGGUGUAGGAGCAGACCUGGCUCAAAAGCAUUUUGCCGUCAAUUGUUUCAUUUUUUUCUUGAGAACCAAAGGCUUAACGCUUCAAUCAAAUAAGUCCCUAAUGGAGAUAAUAUCCCCUUUCUCUGCAGACUGAAGACAGCUUUAACAAACACUUCUAGUCAGGCACUACUGGAUACCUUAAAUCCACCAUGUUAGGUUACACUUGGUGCAGAGAGUGUUUAGUAAACACAAAUAACAGAAAAGCAAAAGUGGAUUCAAAAAGGGCUUCAAGCAUCCAGUAAAGUGUGUCAAACAACCAAUCUGAGCCGGCUCACUUCUCCAGCACAUCGAUUUGAAAUGAAGCACUAGUUAAAACGCUACA